Molecule: messenger RNA, 2580 nt
Organism: Polistes dominula (European paper wasp)
Lineage: Eukaryota; Metazoa; Arthropoda; Insecta; Hymenoptera; Vespidae
Product: nuclear RNA export factor 1
Biological process (GO): poly(A)+ mRNA export from nucleus
Cellular component (GO): nucleus; cytoplasm
Molecular function (GO): RNA binding; protein binding
Source: RefSeq, a predicted model, not a curated record
UUUAGACUUUAUUCGUAAGGUAGACAAAAAUAAUAAGAAAGUUUAUACAAUCAACGAGUUUUUAUUUAAUUAAGUGCGAACACAUUUACAUAUAGAUUAGAACUUGAAUCAGUACUUUGUUUUUGUUUAUAACUUGGAAGCACGUGGUUAUAUAAUUUGUUUUGAAAUCAUUUCGAAAUGUCGAAAAAGUCGAACAAAUCUACAAAAUCUACAAAAUCUACAAAAUCAACAAAAUCUACAAAAUCUACAAAAUCUAAGAAAUCAAUACGGAGAAAACGAGGCAAAAGGAAGGGAAGGAGAAAUUUUGAAAAUAAAACAUUUGAAAUCAAUAAUCUAUCUGGACGAACGAACAAUGGAAGCGGUGCUAGUACAAGUCGCGUGUUUUUUAAACCUCAACAAAUAUCGAGCAUGAAUAUAUCAAACAAUUUAGGUUUGAUAUCAAAUGAUCUUGUUCAAAUGGCAGAUUCUAAUAAAAAUAGUAGACAAGAAAUCACUCAUGGAAUGAAUCAAAGUCUACCUCAUUCAAGUAAUAGUAAUUUACAUCUGUUAGCAAAUAAUAUUAAUUCUAACUCGAAAGCAUUUAUAAACCCAAAAGCUGAGUGGUUUAAAUGUGUAGUAUCAUUUAGUAAAGCUUAUGAAAAUCCUUGGAGUCAAUUCCAAUUAGCGCUGAAUAGCGCAAGAUUUAGAGAGACAAGUAUUCUACCUGUAAUGUUAAACAUAUCUGAAAACGAAAUGUCUUUUUACAUCUAUGAAUAUUACAUAGCAUUUGAAUUGAAUAGAAUUCAUAUUAAUAUUUUUAAUGAACAUGGAUUUCGAGUCAGCAUUACAUCAGAAUAUCCACCACAGUGUGAAAUCAAUGAUGAUGUAAAAACAAAAAUAAAAAAGGUUAUAGCUACAUCAAAUAUUCUAAACCGAAAUUGUAUAGAUUUAUCUUUAUUUUAUACUAAAGAAGACUUUAAGCAUCAUUUUUACCCCCUAUAUCAACCAGCCAUAAUGAAGAUCGUGUUAGAUUCUUUGCACGAAUAUGCACCUAAGUUACAAGCAUUACGUUUAAGAGGUAACAAGUUAAACACACUUGAAAGUCUUAAACUAAUACAUAGACAAUUACCUGAAUUACAAAUGCUUGAUUUAAGCGAUAAUAAGAUUCAAAUAAUUGAGCAAUUAAACUAUAUAAAAGCAUUACGAUUGAAAGUUCUUUUUUUGACAAAUAAUCCUGUGCGCACAAAGUACAAAAAUAGGGACGACUAUAAUAGAGAUGUACGCACAAUAUUUCCAAGACUUCUAUUUUUGGAUUACGUGAAAUUACCGCCUCCAAUAUUAUUUGACAUUGAUGAUGUAAAAGAAUUGCCUCUGACUCAAAAAUUAUUCGUUAAUAAUGCUUCGGGACAAAAUAUAGCAGACGUGUUCGUGUCAGAAUAUUUUUCUAUUUUUGAUAGCGAAAAUAGGCACCCGUUAUUGAAUGCGUAUCAUGAAAAUGCACAAUACAGUUUAACUGUAGGAAAUAGUGACGAAUUAAGAGUAUAUUUUUCAAAAGAUAGAAAUUUAUUAAGAAUAACCAAUUGCAAUGAGAGACAGAAAUUAUUAAAACAAGGUAAAUUACAAGUUCUAUCUCUUAUAACAGAACUACCAAAGACAAAACACUAUUUAAAUACAAUGGAUGUCAAUGUUUUAACUGAACAAAUAAUGUUGAUCGAGCUAACAGGAUUUUUCAACGAAUCGAAUAAUCAGUUACGCUAUUUCAAUAGAACAUUUAUUAUAGUACCAAAAGAAAACGGUUAUUGCAUUUCUAAUGAGCAAUUGUUUAUUAAUAUGCCUACUGAGGAACAACUUGCAAAAUUCUUUAAUAAUGAUACUAUGCAACAAAUAUCCAAUGUAUUUGAGAAUAUGGAAUUAUAACUUUUCAAGAACUUUUCAAACUUGAACAAGUACUUCUUCAGAUAGCAUUAACAACAUAAAAUUUAGUUUAAAAUAAGAAUAAGGAUAAGUAAUAAUGCCAUUGUAUAUUUAAGUUGUUUUUUAAACUAUCUUUGUGUCAGAAUGAAAAAGAAGAAAUGAAAGUAUUGUAAUGAAAGUAUAUGAUUGAAAAUUUGUUUUCUUUUUUUUUUUUUUUAUUUGUUGCGUUGCCGCACACUUUUAAUUUGACGAUCGUGCUCAGAAAUAGGAAGAUCGGACGGCUAUAGCCAUUAUUUGCGGCAACGUGUUAAGGAAAUGUACAAACAUAACACAAAGCAUAUUAAGGAUUUAUUGAGAAUGUUUAUUUGUCUUCUUUACAUGUAUUAUAUUUUUGUAUUAUAUGUGUAUUAUUGUACUUUUCUUUUUACUCUUUACUUCUAAACUCUUAGAAGUUCGAGGUACUUUUUUUUUUUUUAUUAUAAAUCUUUUUAUAUUCAUUCAAUUAUUAAUCAAAGAAAAUACGCCCGUCUUUUUUCGCCUUUUUGUAAUCAACAACGUUUACACGAUUUUGAUCUUUUGUUUCUCCAGGCGGAUCAUUUAUCCACAUAUUACUGUGGAUCUAAAAUAAAAAUCUAAAAUAAAUUUAAUUUUAAUUAGUAUUAUUUAGAAUUAGUUUUUUUAUUAUAU